Messenger RNA from Cetraspora pellucida, 2409 nucleotides. Lineage: Eukaryota; Fungi; Glomeromycota; Glomeromycetes; Diversisporales; Gigasporaceae. The record is from the annotation of a GenBank genome assembly.
AUGAUAUCAACUAACCCUCCUAAACGUGCACGCUUAUAUGAGACAGACUCAAGUUUACGAGAACAACAACACUUGCAACAACUUCAUCCUCAACAACUUCAACUAAACUUACAACAAGAACAGCAUAACAUUCAAAGACAAUUAUAUCAACAUAAUCCUGUUCUUGGUGACUUUUCUUCUCAACAACCACCAUUUUCGCUACCUCCUGAGAACACGAAUUCUUUAUCGUCAUUCACGGACCUUAAUAACAAACUUGAAGAGCCUUUAAAUAAACAAGACUUGCAACGACUUGAAAAAGUCAUUGAUUUAAUAUUUCCGAAUAAAUCUAAUGCAGCAAAAGAAGCUGUCUCUAUUCUUUUAAGAUCUUCAAAUGCAUCCUCCACGAAAGAAGACGAUUCAACUUCUAUUGUUCUUGACCUUCCAGUGAUUGUUGAUGAACCUGAUCAAAUAAAGUCAUUAUUAGGUCAUAUGUUAAAUCAUACCUAUCCUAGUUCUUUGGUUGAAUUAGUUGGCAAACUUAAUAAGAUGUCUAUAAAUCCUGCAAGACUAGAUUUUAUGAAUCCAGGCGCAAAUCCACCUUUAAUAAAAUCAGGCACUUCAAAUAAUCCUUCUUUAAUUAAUUUAGAUCCCCCAUCAAAAGAAUUGCGUAAAAAAUUGAUAAAUGAUUACUUUACCAAAUUUAAUGUUGUUGUUCCUAUUCUCGAUCGUAAAAAAUUCGCCGAUAAAUGGAAAGAUAAAUCACAUCUUUCUGAAUUAUUAGUUAAUUCGACUUUAGCUGUAUCUGCGGCAAGGUAUUCUAAUGAUCCGUCGAUACAAAAAACACCUAAUAAACCAGGUGGCGUGUUUUUCGAUUCCGCAAAGAGAUUAUUAGAUGCAAUGUACGAUACUCCAAGGCUUGAAACUGUUCAAGCUUUACUUCUAUUAAGCCAUGCAGAGGUUAGUGUAUCACGCAUAAAUAGUGGAUCAAUGUUUCUUGGUAUGGCCGUACAAAUGGCUCAUGCUUUACAUCUUGAACGAGAUGAAAGUUCUUUUCAUCCGGAAGAGGAUGAAGAAAAGCACGAUGUAAACAUCAAUGUUCCUUUGCCUACAUUGAAUUCUUUCAGCUUUUCAACAAGGAGUUUCUUCAUAGCUUUUGUAAAGUUAUCACGUAUACUUAGUCAAAUUUGGAAAUUUGGUUAUUCUUCUCAACCUAAAACGGCAAAUACAAGUUGGUUGGAUCAAGUAACGGAUCGAAAAAGUAUGCUAAGACAAAUCCGUUCGGCAUUGGCAAAAUGGUUAAAGGAAUUACCGGAUGAAUUACAAUACCAAUAUUUGCCUAAUACCGACCCAAGAAGUCUCCUUCAAUUGGCAACAUUUUCUAUUUUUUCUGGAUAUAUAAAUAUUCUUUUUCAUACUUGUAUAAUUGUACUUCAUCAACCAUAUUUGAAUAGCACUUAUAAGAAUCCAAAAAUUGAAAUGCAAGGUCCAAGUGGUCCAAUUAAAACGUGUCUUACUGCGGCUACAACACUUACAGACAUCGCCAAAACGACGCGGAAAUAUGACAAGGAAUCAUUUUGCAAUUUUCAAUAUCUUAUAUAUGGAUUAUUACAGUCAACGAUGGUAGAAUUAGAUAUUAUUUAUGAGACACAAGAGUACGAACAAAGUGCUAAAAGGGCUUUAGAUGAUACAAUUGAAGAAUUAAGAUUCGCAGCAGAAAAUUCUAAAUUUAUUUCUCUCCAAGAAACUGUCAAAGAAUUAGAAGGGGUAAUAAUGAUAGUUAAUGGAAAAUCUUCAGACAUUGUGAUUCCAUUUCCAGUUGUUAUGCAAAUGAUGGAAUCACGGAAUAAUUUUGAAAAUAAUUAUGGAAAUAUAAACACUUGUAGAAAUUCAGGAUCAUCAAAAUUUUCUUUAUCACCAGUUAGUGAAAAAUUAUCUACUUCAUCCAACACGUCAGAUGAUGAUUUAAAGGUUAAAUAUUCAUCGUCACCUGAGCAUACAGAAUAUCAACCUAAUAGAUCUCCUUCACAAACAUCACUAUCAGAUAAAUUAAAUUUAGCAUCAACAUCCUUAUCAUCACCAUCACAUUAUCUCCAACCGCACUCUUCCCCAAGUCAUAAGCAACAAACGAAUCCAAAUAUUUACAUCAUGUCUUCUGAUUAUCAAGACCAACCUUCAUUACAAUUUCAUCAAUCUCAACCGAAUGUAUCACCUAAUUCAUCAGCUCAAUGGAAUAAUUCACCAUUUUUCAUGAAUGAUGAAAUAUAUGGAUUUGUAAAUACUCAACAUAAUAUGCCGGAUGUGUCACAAAUAACAACAAAUCCCUCAGAAACUAAUGGUACUGGAAUUGAUAAUUUGGCAGAAUUAUAUUCACCAGCUAUGAUGGCAAAUUCGGACAAAAGUAAUUCAAAUUCCGAUGACACAUUGCAGUAA